UGAUGGAGGCCAAGUGGAAAAGCAUGGUCAACUAUGUUCAGGACAUCCACCAACAUGGCACUCCUACAUUUCCCUGCUGUGCACAUCCACCUCUGGAGGGGGAAGCAAGGAACAAGGAGUGGCUAGAACCAGGAUCUACUGUAGCAGUUAAACUGGAGAGUGUAGCUACUAGAACAGCGCUUGUAAAGGAUGUUCAGCAGUUGUCCCCACAGCAUCAGACCUUUUCACUGGAGGCAUUUCACUCCCUCAUUCUACACUUUGCACCAAAGCACACUGGAUUCUCCUUCCUUGGGAUGUACAGCAGACUUCUUUUGGCAGCCCUGCAUUUCAACCACAAUGGCAGCAGAGAAGUUACUCGAACCAGUGAUGGUGAGGUGUGUUAUGCGGUUCGCUACCCAAGGUUCCUCAAAGGUGGCUAUGUAGUCCGUCCUAUUAAGGAAAAGCCAUCAUAUGCAUAUGCAUCAGCCCUCAUGGAUUCUCUGAGAGUGGAAUACUCCAGAUCACCACAGUCUCUACGAGAACGCAGCACUGUCUUGUCUUCCACUACACCUGCUCCCCUUUCCACAUCCCUCCAGAGGAUCAACAAGGAUGAGGCUGUUGGCGUGUAUCUAGCACAGCAUUCAAGAUUCAAUACGCGUUAAAAGGAUUAGUUCACUUUCAAAUGAAAAUUAGCUUA
Messenger RNA from Megalobrama amblycephala (Wuchang bream), 676 nucleotides. RefSeq lists its product as uncharacterized. The record is from RefSeq and is a predicted model, not a curated record. The transcript is spliced from 4 exons. Lineage: Eukaryota; Metazoa; Chordata; Actinopteri; Cypriniformes; Xenocyprididae. Bases 3 to 641 code for a protein of 212 amino acids.